Molecule: messenger RNA, 2037 nt
Organism: Papilio machaon (common yellow swallowtail)
Lineage: Eukaryota; Metazoa; Arthropoda; Insecta; Lepidoptera; Papilionidae
Product: malate synthase, glyoxysomal-like
Exons: 7
Coding region: 222-1850 (542 amino acids)
Biological process (GO): glyoxylate cycle
Cellular component (GO): cytoplasm
Molecular function (GO): malate synthase activity
Source: RefSeq, a predicted model, not a curated record
UUGUUGACAUCGUUAUCAUUUAUCAGUUGCCGUCCGGUUGUGCGGUUUAAGAAUUUAUUAUUUUAAAUAAGAAUUACUCAGUUUUCUUCCCACGUCUUAGAGUUCAGAGUCCACUGUUGAGAACUGAUAAAACUGUGAAAAAGACGUGUUUAGAUAUAAGUGUUGGGUUACUAUUCAUUUGCAUUUUAAUGCUAAUACCAUAAGAUUUUUUUGUUACAAAAAUGACCAAUAUAACUUUAUUACAAUCACCGCCGCCAAAAUUAGUAGACGUUCAAAAGUCGGUGUUUUCUCGAGAAGCAUUAGAAUUUGUCUCAAAGUUGCACAGAACUUUUGACUUUGAAAUUGAAAAACUAUAUAAAGGCAGAUUUGCCAGAAAUGCCUCUAUUCAAACUCAGAAUUGCCUCGACUUUAAGAUAUCGCCUGAAAGAAGUGAUAAAACAUGGAAAGUGGGACCAAUUCCUUCGAGAUUACUAAAUCGUCAUUUAGAUUUAGGUGAUGUUUCGCCAUCGAAUGCUGCUCAUUUUAUUGAAGCGUUAAACUCCGAUGUACAAGGUAUACAAGUUGAUUUUGAUGAUGGUCAUUGUCCAACUUGGAGAAAUCAACUGCUUGCGUAUAAUAACAUCAAUUUACUUGUUAAUGGAAAACUUCCUGGAGCCCCUCCAAGUAUUAGUACAUGUCCAGUGUUAAUGCUAAGACCUAGGGCUUGGAAUAUGAUAGAUCAUGAUAUUCUGAUAGAAGGUAAAGAAGCUAUCGGUCCAUUAGUAGACUUUGGUAUUUUAAUGUAUCAUAAUGCUAAAAAAUUGUAUGAAGCCAACAGUGGACCAUACUUUUAUCUUUCCAAGUUAGAAGGUUCAACAGAAGCUAAGUUAUGGAAUGAUAUAUUUGUAUGGGCACAGAAUGAACUCAAUUUACCUUAUGGUACUGUAAAAGCUUGUGUUUUAAUUGAGAAUAUUUUAUCAACUUUUGAAUUAGAAGAAAUUCUCUAUGCAUUAAAAGAUCAUUCAUUAGGCCUUAACUGUGGAAUUUGGGAUUAUUGUGCAUCUAUUAUUUCAAAAUUUGGUGAUCGAAAAGAGUUUCUAUUACCAGACAGGAAUAAAUAUGUGAACAUGGACCGUCACUUUCUGAACAGUUACAUGAGGCUAGUUGUGAGGACAUGUCACGAGCGGGGCGCUCCGGCCACAGGCGGUAUGGCCGCCGCCAUGCUGAAGCCAGGCUCUAAUGGCUCUGAUGAUGAAUCAAAAAUCAUUAUCAACAAAGUGUUGGAGGCUAAGUUAAAGGAAAUAGAAAUUGGCGUUGAUGGAUUUAUGGUUUAUGAUGUUAGAUUGGUGUCUUACGUAAAUGAGCUUUGGAAAAAGAAUGGUACAACGCCUAAUCAAAUAACACGACAAAUAAACACCAACGUUACUGCAAUAGAUUUAUUAACAAUUCCACAAGGGGGUGUUACUUUACAAGGCAUUAAACAUAAUGUUGCUGUCACUAUACUGUUUAUAUACCACUGGUUAGCUGGUAUUGGACAUUUCUUUUAUAACGGCAAUAUAGAAGACUCCGCCACCGCAGAGAUAUCUAGAGCACAAAUAUGGCAAUGGAUACGAUUUUCCCCACCUAUAGAAGACGAUUCAAAACAACAAGUGACACCAAACUUAAUAGAAAAAACCGCGACAAGUUUCGCUGCGCACGCGCGUAAGAAUCUUUGCAGAUCGAGUGCGGAAAGGAAAAGAUUAACCGCCGCUAAAUAUAUGAGCUUAGAAAUAUUUUAUUCACGUAAUCCACCUGAAUUUAUUACCAGUUAUUUGAAUGAUAAUCAUAAAUUCCGUACAUUACAUAAUAAGGAGUUAUUGAGUAAUUUGUAAGAAUAUUGCCUCUGUCUACUCUGUUUGGAAGAAUUUAAGGUAAGUAUCAAAAGUAGGAUAAUUCAGUAACCAACUUAACAUUUACACAAAACACAAAGAUGAAGUUGAAGCAAUGCGGAGAAAAACUAAAAGCUCAAGUAGUUGGCGCCAACGUCAAAAGUCCGCUGUCAAAAUUUUAAACGUCAUU